CUCUCCUCGAAUCAAACCUCCAAGAAUGGCGAUCUCAACGUCAUCCGACCCACUCAUGUAAGUUUCUCUCAAUUACUUCACGAACGCGAGAUAUUUAUUUAUUCCUUCUGAACUCCAUCCCACUCGAGAGAAGACGAUCGAAGCAGAGAUGGGUAGCACCCCUAACGAUUUCUCAGUCGUUAUUCUCCCUUCUGAUGGCGGCAUCGAUUCCCGCCCACUUUUGUCUGACAAAGAUAAAGAGCCUGAAGACGCUGAUCAUUGGCACGAUUGUUCUCAAAACCUUUCCUCCGAUGAGGAUUUCUCCGAUCUCGAUCUUUUGCAGUUUGUUCGUCUUGAGGGCUCCGACAAGGCUGGGAAUCGUAUCCUCCGUGUCGUUGGAAAGUACUUCCCUGCUGUUGUUGUAAGUGGAGAGCGGCUGAAGAGAUAUAUCUUCCAUAAAUUCCAGAACGAAUUGUCUGAGGGUCCAUUUUGCAUUGUGUACUUUCAUACUACUGCCCAGAAGGAUGAUAAUUGUCCAGGCCUUACUAUCUUGAGGUGGAUUUAUGAAGAACUUCCAUCUGAUUACAAGGAUAGACUUCAAUUUCUCUACUUUGUACAUCCUGGUCUCCGUUCGAGGCUUGUCUUGGCGACUUUUGGCCAUUUUUUCUCUUUUGGUAGAUUGUACUGGAAAAUCAAGUAUGUGAGCCGCCUUCAGUAUCUUUCGGAAGAUAUAAAAAAGGGAGAGGUUGAGAUUCCCGACUUUGUGAAAAGUCACGAUGAAGUUCUUGAACACAGACCACUGACAGAUUAUGGCAUUGAACCCGAUUCCCUCAAUGUCACGGAGGUACCUUAUUCUGCCAACUCCGUUUGGAGAUAUGAGGAGAGAUGGAUGUCAAGGCAGUACAUGACAUAGUAAGCUCGGUUAAAGAAGUUGUAUUUGAUCUUAGCCAGCUCCAAGGCUCCUGAGCAAUUAACACGAGCCAUGGCUAAACAAAAGUAUCUGUACAUUCGAAUUGUGCUUUGUUGUGCAGCUUGAUUGGUAACUUCUUUAGUGUUUCUUGUAAACUAAGGGGAAUGUUAUUUAUGAUAAGCUACCGAUGUUUGAUUUUAA
Cucumis melo (muskmelon) is the source of this 1090-nucleotide messenger RNA. RefSeq lists its product as uncharacterized. The transcript has 3 exons. The coding region runs from base 149 to 892 and encodes 247 amino acids. The record is from RefSeq and is a predicted model, not a curated record. Lineage: Eukaryota; Viridiplantae; Streptophyta; Magnoliopsida; Cucurbitales; Cucurbitaceae.